This is a messenger RNA of Priceomyces carsonii, 3750 nucleotides long. It is a transcript of the gene MSH6, whose product is annotated as mismatch repair ATPase. Gene Ontology annotation, molecular function: ATP-dependent DNA damage sensor activity; ATP binding; mismatched DNA binding. NCBI's taxonomy places the organism in Eukaryota, Fungi, Ascomycota, Pichiomycetes, Serinales, Debaryomycetaceae. Gene Ontology annotation, cellular component: nucleus; MutSalpha complex. The record is from RefSeq and is a predicted model, not a curated record. The coding region runs from base 1 to 3750 and encodes 1249 amino acids. The transcript has a single exon. Gene Ontology annotation, biological process: mismatch repair.
AUGAAAAAGUCUCCUGGAAAUGCCCAGAAAGCAGUAAAGAAUGGCGGAGGUACUCCUAGUAAUAGGAUGAAACAAGCAUCUUUGAUGUCAUUUUUCAAGCCUGCUGUUACCACUAAACAGCUGCCUCCCGUUGUUAAUGAAGUCAAAAAGGAAGAAAGCAUACCGGUGGAAACACUGAUGGAGCUGGAAAACCCAAUUAAAAGUACUCCGGUAAAAGGCUUAGAGAGUGAGAAAGAUAGUAUGAUGGAUAGGACCACAGACACGCCAUUAACGUCAGAGUCAGAGGGAGCAAUGCCUUGCGGUGAUGAAAAGAGGAAUGAUUGGCCAAAAUCUUCUCCGGUUUUAAAUAACAAUUUAGAGAAAGGCAGCAAUGCAAGCAACAGACCUGAUAACAACAGUGAUAAGAACGGCCAUGGUGACCCUACUCACGAUUCGAGUCCUCUAGUGAAAAGAGCAGCCAGAAGAUCGGUGAGAUACGUAGAGAGUGAAGACGAAGAUGGGGAUGAUGAUCUACAUCCUGGUCGUGAAAAGAGAAGAAAGGUGUCUACUAGCGAUGACGAGGAUGAUAAUUUUAGUCCCGCAGCUGAAGACGACGAAGAUGAUAAUGAUGACGAUGAUGAUGAUAAUAUGAGCGACUUCAUCGCUGAUGACAAUGAACCAAGUGAACCUGAAGCGGAAAACAGUGACUCCGAGGAAGAAGAGAGACCCCCCAAGAAAUCGAAAUCACGUAAUAGCUCAAGGAGUUCGGGCUCUUCACCAGAGUCAAAGGCAAUUAAAAGGGAACCUUCAAAUGGAGGCAUUUUAGCUGAAAAAUUUAAAGCGGGCUCCUCCUAUAAAUCUGCAGUCCAGUCUUCUAUCCCUACGGAAAGUAAGCCAAAACCAAAUGCUAUUGCAUCACCUAAACCGAAAAGUAAUUUUGCGAAAGAAAACGAAGAAAGAUAUCAAUGGCUUGUUAACGUUAAAGAUGCUGAAAAGAGGACGGUAGAUGACCCAAACUACGACCCGAGGACCUUGUAUAUCCCACAGUCUGCCUGGGGAAAAUUUACACCUUUUGAAAAACAAUAUUGGGAAAUUAAAAGUAAAUUAUGGGACACUGUAGUGUUUUUCAAAAAGGGCAAGUUUUAUGAACUAUAUGAAAACGAUGCUGCCAUUGCAAAUACAGAAUUCGACCUAAAGAUAGCUGGUGGCGGAAGAGCAAAUAUGAAAUUGGCAGGAAUACCCGAAAUGUCUUUUGAAUAUUGGGCAAAAGAAUUCAUUAGUCAUGGCCAUAAAGUUGCUAAGGUAGACCAGAAAGAGACACUUUUGGCGAAGGAAAUGAGGGAUGGUUCGACCAAAGAAGAGAAAAUUAUAAAGAGAGAAUUGACUGGUGUUUUAACAGGAGGAACUCUAACUGAUUUAAGCAUGAUCAAUGAUGAUAUGGCUAUAUAUUGCUUAAGUAUAAAGGAAGUGAUACUGGAAGAUGACAUCAAAACCUUUGGCGUCACCUUUGUCGAUACAGCCACUUCAGAAUUGAAUUUUAUAGAAUUUGCAGAUGACAAUGAGUGUACAAAGUUGGAGACAUUAGUGGCUCAAAUCAAGCCAAAAGAGGUUUUAUGUGAAAAAGGAAAUUUAUGUCCGAUCGCAGUCAAGAUCUUGAAGCAUAACGGGGCCACAAACAAUCAGAUUUGGAACAACUUGAAUCCGAUUUCUGAAUUUUGGGAUUAUGAAAUUACUUUAGAUAGCUUAGUCAAAAGUAAUUAUUAUGAGGCUGAAGAUUUGGAUGACUAUAGCAAUUUUCCUAAAAUUUUGGUUGACUUUAAAGAUAAUUUUAAAGUAGCCUUCAACGCUUUUGGUGGUUUGUUAUACUAUUUGAAAUCUUUAAUGCUCGAUGAACAAAUCAUGACUUUGGCGAACUUUAAUCGUUAUGAAAUAUCUAAAAAUGCUUCAACGCAUCUAAUUUUAGAUGGAAUAACCUUAAAUAAUUUAGAGAUUUUGAAUAAUUCUUCUGAUGGUGGUGACAAAGGAACUUUAUUGAAGUUGAUAAAUAGAGCGGUAACGCCUUUUGGGAAGCGAAUGUUGAAGAAAUGGGUUUUGCAUCCACUCAUGAAUGUGAAGGAGAUAAAUGACAGAUACGAUUCCGUCGAUUUCUUUACAAAUGGAGGCGUUGAUUUCAGGUUAAUAUUAGAAGAGGGAUUUCUUGGUCUUCCUGAUUUAGAAAGACUCUUGGCUAGAAUUCAUAGCAAGACUUUGAAGUUCAAGGAUUUUGUAAAAGUCAUUGAGAGUUUUGAAAAGAUAGCGGAGAUCAUUCAUAAGCUUAAAGGCUCUACAACGAAUAGUGCUGGAUCAUUACACAGAUAUAUGAAUAGCUUUCCUGAGGAGUUACACUCAUUAAAUGCCGAAUGGGAGGAUGCUUUUGAUAGAAGAGAGGCUCUUCAAGGGAUUGUAUCUCCUACAAAAGGGAUAGAUUCUCAAUUUGAUGAAUCACAGAGCAAGAUUGACUCUCUCGAACAAGAAUUAAAUGAGCAUCUUCGGGAAUACAAAAAGGAAUACAAGUCAAAUGAAAUAUGUUACAAGGACUCUGGGAAAGAGAUUUAUUUGAUUGAAGUGCCCAAUAAAUUGACGAAGAUCAUUCCUCAUUCCUGGCAACAAAUGGGAGCAACUGCAAAAGUUAAGAGAUAUUGGUCUCCGGAAGUUAGAACAUUGGUUAGGAAAUUGUUAGAACAGAAGGAGUUGCAUAAAAUGGUCUGUGAGACGUUGAAAUCAAGAAUGUAUGACAGAUUCGAUAAAAAUUAUAAUUUAUGGAUGAAAACAAUCAAGGCGAUUGCUAAUAUCGAUUGCUUGUUAGCUCUUACAAAGGCAUCUGAGUUGGUGGGGACUCCUUCUUGUAGACCACAGUUCAUGGAAAGUGAAAAGGCUGCGAUUGAUUUUAAGGAAUUGAGACAUCCUUGUUUCAUAGGAAGUAAGGAUUUUAUUCCUAACGAUGUUAUAUUGGGAGGUGAUAAGCCUGGCUUUGCUUUGUUGACAGGCGCUAAUGCUGCUGGAAAGUCCACCGUAAUGAGAACAACUGCUCUUGCAGUCAUUUUGAGCCAAAUUGGCUGUUAUGUUCCUGCUCAGAAUGCAACAUUGACACCAGUCGAUAAAAUUAUGACGCGUUUAGGAGCUAAUGACAAUAUUUUGCAAGGUAAAUCUACAUUCUUUGUCGAGCUCUCUGAAACCAAAAAGAUUUUAACUAAUGCGACGCCCGCUUCUCUUGUGAUUUUAGAUGAGCUUGGUAGAGGUGGAUCUUCAAGUGACGGGUAUGCUAUCGCUGAAUCAGUUCUCUAUCACUUGGCGACUCAUGUGCAGUCAUUAGGUUUCUUUGCAACUCACUAUGGCUCUCUAGGCUUGUCUUUCCAGAAUCAUCCCCAGAUAAGACCAUUGAGGAUGGCAAUAAUUGUUGACAAUCAUUCGAGGAAUAUAACUUUCCUUUACAGGUUAGAAGAAGGUACAGCGCCGGGUUCUUUUGGCAUGAAUGUUGCUUCUAUGUGCGGAAUAUCCAAUAAAAUCGUCGAAAGGGCCGAGAUAGCAGCUAAGGAGUAUGAACAAACUUCGAAAUUAAAAAGAGCAAGUGAAAACAGUGAAGCUAACAAGCUCAGUUUAGGGGUACAAAGUGAUUUCAGUUGGAUAGUAAACGGAAAAUUUGCAUCACUUUCGGAGGACAUAUUGAAGUUCGACGAGAAUGUGAAGAAACACUCUUUACAAAACAUCUUUGAUAUCAUAGCAGGUUUAUAG